AUGGGAAAAAAACAGAUAUUUGUUACUCCUGAUGAUUUUGACUCAAUGAGAGAUUUCCAAGACGCGGCUGCCUCAGGUAUGACUUUCCGCAGAUCUCGUGUCCUUGACUGUGAAGCCAUUCAAGACCUGACCACAUGUCCGACCACAGUCCAUGCAUGUGUUCUUGCUAUGGACGAUGACACGACUGGUUGGCUUCGUUACAGUGUUCAACCCUUGCCAGAAGACAGCAACAAUACAGAAGGAUGUCCGAGCGCAUACUACGUGAUCCAACCUCUGGCCGAUGAUGGAACACAUUUGACCUCCACGGUCCACUUGAAACAAGAGGAUAAAGAUGGAACGACUAUGACGACGGUGAAAGGUGGUGCAUUUACCCUAAACUCAUUUGGUCCAGAGUUCGAAGCGAUCGAUCCCACUUCGAUCAGAGAUGGCUCUGGUCUCGGAGAGAAUAUUCUAUUUCAAUAUCGUCCCUCUUCUUUCAUCGACUUCUACGAUGACAAUAAUGUAAUUGCUGAUGCGGUCGCCUGUUUGCAGGAUAUACCCAUGCCAAGCAGUUUUAGCCUUGGGGUAGUGGAUUGGACGGUCUGCAGUACCCCUGCAACCACACUUGGCAAUCAAGGUCAAUGGCUUCGUUGCACUGAAAGUAUGACAGUGUGUGCAAUCACCCCGGAGGUAGGAGGUGGGGGUGAAAGAGGACAGGAGAGCCUUGUGGGUGCUGUGGAGGUAAUGGAGAUUUGA
Messenger RNA from Tremella mesenterica DSM 1558, 735 nucleotides. RefSeq lists its product as uncharacterized. The coding region runs from base 1 to 735 and encodes 244 amino acids. The record is from RefSeq and is a predicted model, not a curated record. NCBI's taxonomy places the organism in Eukaryota, Fungi, Basidiomycota, Tremellomycetes, Tremellales, Tremellaceae. The transcript is spliced from 2 exons.